Molecule: messenger RNA, 1482 nt
Organism: Kalmanozyma brasiliensis GHG001
Lineage: Eukaryota; Fungi; Basidiomycota; Ustilaginomycetes; Ustilaginales
Product: Glycoside hydrolase, family 18, catalytic domain protein
Exons: 2
Coding region: 1-1482 (493 amino acids)
Biological process (GO): chitin catabolic process; carbohydrate metabolic process
Cellular component (GO): extracellular region
Molecular function (GO): chitinase activity; chitin binding
Source: RefSeq, a predicted model, not a curated record
AUGUUCAAAGGUCUGAAACACAAGAUGUCGAAGCGAUUCGACGAGGAGCCCAAAAAGUCGCCCUCGCUCCCGCCUUCGCCCACCAAGCCUGCUGCCUACGCCGCCGCUGACACCACCCAGCCCCAGACCCCCGCCGCAACGGUGCCAACCACCACCGCCCCUGCUGCGUCCGCUCCCUCGACCUCGGCCGGCACCACUCCCGCCGCGUCUACUCCUAGCACGGCGCCCACCACACCCCCUACCACCGCCGACCCUUCCACCACCAUCACCGACUCUGAAGGCCACGAGUUCACCACCAACGGCGCCAUCGUGCCGCGCAUCAACCUUGGCUACUUCACCAACUGGGGCAUCUACGGCCGCAAGUACUCGCCCCUCGACGUGCCCGUGUGCGACCUCACGCACGUCCUCUACGCCUUUGCCGAUGUGAACCCCAACACGGGCGAAUGCAUCCUCACGGACCUGUGGGCAGACGAGCAGCUGCACUACACCGGUGACUCCUGGAAUGACAGUGGCAACAACCUCUAUGGCAACUUCAAGCAGUUCCUGCUGCUCAAGAAGAAGAACCGGGCACUAAAGCUGAUGCUCUCGGUGGGAGGUUGGACUUUUGGGCCGCACUUUGCACCUAUGGCGUCGGACCGCAACAAGCGCGCCAAGUUUGUCUCCUCCGCCAUUACCAUUCUCGAAAACGACGGACUGGACGGCAUCGACAUCGACUGGGAGUACCCCGACAACGACGCGCAAGCGGCCAACUACGUGUCCCUCCUCAAGGAGCUUCGCGCCGGUCUGACCGCGCACCAGCAGAAGAAAAAGGAUGCCAACCCGUACCUCCUCUCGAUCGCAGCGCCGUGUGGACCCGAUCACUACCAGAAGCUGCGUGCCAAGGACAUGGACCAGUACCUCGACUUUUGGAACCUCAUGGCGUACGAUUUCGCCGGCUCCUGGUCCACCGUCACGGGCCAUCAGGCUAACCUUUGGUCGAUCAAAGGUCAACCUCCUUCGGCGGACAACGCGAUCAACUGGUACAUCGCCCAAGGUGUGGUGAGCCACAAGCUCGUCCUCGGCAUUCCGCUGUACGGACGUGGCUUCGAAAACACCGAUGGCCCGCAGAAGCCUUACAACGGUACAGGCCAGGGUACGUGGGAGGCGGGUAACUGGGAUUACAAGUUCUUGCCCGUCAAGGGUGCCAAGGAGAUGAUCAACACCAAGAUCGCCGCUUCCUGGAGCUACGAUGCCAAGAAGAGGGAGUUUAUCAGCUAUGAUACUCCUCAGAAUGUCUUGUUGAAGUGCCAGUACAUUGUCAACAAGCGACUGAGGGGCGCCAUGUUCUGGGAACUUAGCGGUGACGCAACUAAGGCCCAGGGAGGUGCGGAUAGGAGCAUCGUCACCAUCUGCGCCAAGAACAUGGGCGUACUCGACUCGACGCUCAACCACAUCAGCUACCCCUACUCUAAGUGGGACAACGUCAGGAACGGCAUGAAGUAG